AUGGGCUUCCUCCACCGUCUCAAGUCCACUCCCGCCCCCGACCCGUCCACCGCCCCCCGCGCCACCCCCAAGCGUCUCAGCACACCCAAGAAUGCACUCGUCCACGCCGACUCCGUCGCCUGCAUCGCCUACUUCCCCGCCGCCCCCUCCACCGAGCUCAGCCCGCGCCUCGGCAUGAACCUCGACGUCCGCUUCAUCCGCCCCGGCCGCCCCGGCACCGCACUCGCCAUCCCCCUCUCCUCCUCCCUCUCCUUCUCCAACCUGCCGCCCCGCCACGCGCCGCCGCCGUACGCCCAGAAGGAGACCCGCCCCACGCACGCCCAGAAGGAGACCCGCCCCACGCACGCCCAGAAGGAGACCCGCCCCACGCACGCCCGCGCCGAGUCCCUCCCCACGGCGUUCCCCGCGCCCCCGCUCUCCUGCCCGCACCUCGUCCUCCCCGCGCUCGACGAGCUCCUCGUCGACGCGCCCGCACCUCAGCCGCAUGUCCGCGCUCGGGUCGUCGCCGCGCUCCAGCGCCUCGCGCGCCGCCCGCCCCGCGCCCACGCCCACGCCGACGCCGAACAGCGCUUCCAGGACGCACAGCACGCCAUGCACCGCUGCUGGCGCUGCCGCCGCGCCGGCGGCCGCCGUCCCGCCUGCAGGGCAUUCCGCCACCCGCCUGCAGAGACCGAGCUGUUCGCGUAG
This is a messenger RNA of Postia placenta MAD-698-R-SB12, 687 nucleotides long. RefSeq lists its product as hypothetical. NCBI's taxonomy places the organism in Eukaryota, Fungi, Basidiomycota, Agaricomycetes, Polyporales, Adustoporiaceae. The transcript has a single exon. The record is from RefSeq and is a predicted model, not a curated record. Bases 1 to 687 code for a protein of 228 amino acids.